Messenger RNA from Pediculus humanus corporis (human body louse), 993 nucleotides. RefSeq lists its product as uncharacterized. Bases 1 to 993 code for a protein of 330 amino acids. The record is from RefSeq and is a predicted model, not a curated record. The transcript has 2 exons. NCBI's taxonomy places the organism in Eukaryota, Metazoa, Arthropoda, Insecta, Psocodea, Pediculidae.
AUGUGUAACACUGUAAAAGAUUACAAUCGUAAAAUGGAAUCGGAUAUGGAAUUAGAUUAUUUAACAGAAGAUUUAGAUGAAUCGAAAAUAAAAAAUUUACUUAAAUCCAUAUCUGAUUCAUCUUGGUUAUUUGAUUUAAAGGAAGAAAAAAUCGACGAUAUUUUUGAAAAUGCUGUCAUAGUUCAAAAAAUGUUUUGCAAUAAAAAACGUACUGUUUUGUCAAGAGAAUUAAAUGCUUCGUAUCCAGAAAUUAACUUUAAAAAACUUUUAGAUGAUUUAAUUAAAAAAAUUUUAGUCAAUUCCAUCUUUGAUGAAAAUUUAACUUUGUAUGCAGUGAAUAAAUAUACGGAUUUGUCACCUGAAAAUUCAUUAAAAAAUGUUUUAGAUGAUAUAUCAAUGGAAUUAAAAUUAAGGGAAAAUUUAAUGAAUUUAUUUGAAAAUAUAUCGAAUGAAGAUGAAACUAGUAUUAAUUAUAAAAAUGUCAAUUCUCUUUUAUCUAAAUUAUUUUCUUGUAAUGAUAAAAUGUUAAGUAUUGAAUUGUUGAAUGCAUUGAAAACUCAAACAUUAGAUUUAUUAAAUGGUAUAUUAUAUUGUAUCGAACCUGAAAAUGUCAUGUUGAUCGAAAGGGUUAUCAGUAUAUUAAAAAAACAAAACGAUUUAAAGUUAUGGUUUUUACUAUUAAAAAGAAAUUCAUUAAAAAUAGUUUUAAAAUUGUGUUGCAAGCAUGAAAACUUUUUAAAUUCUGUUUUUAAUUUUUUCAAUGAAUUUGCCUGCGAAGUAGAAACAAACUAUGAUGAAGAUUUAAAUACAAAAUAUUCUCACAUAAAUCUUGAUUUUGAUGAUUUUGUCGAAGUUAUUCAAGAAUUUUUAAAAGAAAAAAAGAUAGAAAAACAUGUGAGGGAAUUUAUAGAAAAUAAAAUUUUAGAUGAUAAUAAUAAAAAUUUUUUGUUUUGGAUUGAUGUAAAAGCAUGCAUUAGUGCUAAUGAAGAAUAA